AUGAAAAAAAUUGAUUUCAGAGACAUGAAUCGUUUUAGAUGCAAACCAACGAGCCCAAAUGAAAUUAAUAACACAGUUGAUUUAAAAGAAAUAAAUAAACUCAAUAUUCAUCACGAUGAAUAUUUGUCUGCUUAUAAAGGAGAAAAUGAAAAUGAAAAUGAAAAUGAUGAUGAAAUUGGAAUUGGAAAUGGAAUUGACCAUUAUAUUCAAAUUCAAAAUGGUGAGUUAAAAAAUAGUUUUAACAUUACCAACAAUAAUAAUAAUAAUGAUUACCAAGAUGAUAAUAGGAAUGAAAAUAAUAUUCAAAAUAAAAGUAAUGAUCAUAAUCCAAUUGUUAUUUUUAUCACAAAAUGUACUUCUUUUAAAAAUUCACUUUUAAUUAUCUUAAUCCAAUUGUUAAACUUAUCAAUAAUUUUGGCUUUUAAAUUAAGAGAUGUUAAUUUAAAAUUGUUUAAACUAUUAAAUUCAAUCAACUUAUAUUUAAUUGAAUUCUUAAUCUUUCUAAUUUACUCCAUAAUUUCCAUCUUAAAUUCCUUUUCACUUACCACUAAUAUUGAUACUAUUAAUAAUAUCAAUACACCAGAAAAUUUAAAAAUCGAAGACAUCCACUUUUUGUUCUGGAAUGAUUAUAAAAUCUCAUCCUCAAAUGAUUUCAAACACUUGAAGUACUCUCCAUAUCCUCUUCCUUUCAAUCAUCUUUUAAAUCUCAAAUCAAUUCUCGAUCUAAUGAAUAUUACUAAUAAUAAUGAUGCAGACAAAAAUCCAGAAAUUAAGCCAAUGAGCAUCAAUCCAAUUAACAACACUAACAAUACCAUUACCAAUGAUGAUGAAAUAGUUGAAAAACUGGAUUCCCAAUCAACCAAAACAUCAUCCUCCAAACAUUCUAUGGUUCACAUCAAAAAGAAAUUUACACCUCAUCGCAACAAGAAAACUACCACUACCGUCGCUACCAACGGCAACACCAAAAAUACCGAAAACAACACCAAUGACAACACCGUUGAUAAUGCCAACGACAUUACCAACACCAGCAGUGAUAUCACCGGCUCCACCAUCCUCUCUCCUGCUCCCUUAAACGCCGACACUCUCCCACAAUCCAAUCCGGUUCUAGCCACCGCAGACCCCGUGAUAUCCGUUCAGCGGAAAAAUCUCUUCCGUCUCUCGUCUCAUCUCCGCUCCCGAAAAUGA
Messenger RNA from Ascoidea rubescens DSM 1968, 1185 nucleotides. RefSeq lists its product as uncharacterized. The coding region runs from base 1 to 1185 and encodes 394 amino acids. The record is from RefSeq and is a predicted model, not a curated record. NCBI's taxonomy places the organism in Eukaryota, Fungi, Ascomycota, Saccharomycetes, Ascoideales, Ascoideaceae. The transcript has a single exon.